AAUUUUACCCUUAAAAAAUUAUGGUUUCUUCACUUUCUUCGUCUUCAGUCACUUCACUUCUCCAUAUUUUCCAAGUUUCCAGUUCUCACUCACUCUAAUCCUCGCUCCAAACACUUCCUCUCACCUCUCGCCGGCGCAUUAUCGGCGAAUUUUCUCCGGCGAACUCUCUUCGCUGCUGCAUUUCGUUCCGAUCGUCGGAAAACUUGAAGUAAACUCAAGAUGAGUUCAAGAAAGGGUGUUGAUGACUCGAGCCAUGCUGUUAAGAAAUUUGGAAGGGGGAGACCAUGGGUCCAACCAAACCCCCCACCAAAGGCAUGGGGUCAGCCCGACACUGCUCAUAGACUAGGCAUACGUAGCUAUAAUGCCUCGAACGGGAAUUGGUCUAUGAAAGACGGAUCGUCUCAACUGAAAGAGGAGGAGGAGGAGGAGGUUGAUGAAAAAGAGAAGGAACAUAAUGAUUCAGAGGAUGAUGAAGUGUACUCUGAUGAUGAUGACUAUCUUGUGAAUGAUGAUUCUGAUUCGGAUGAAGGACCACCAUCUCAUGAGUCGAUGAAGAACCAUAAGAUGUUGAAGGGGUUUUUUAAGAAAAUUGAUGCUCUGACAGUUGAGGAAAUAAAUAAGCCAGAACGGGAAUGGCAUUGUCCUGCAUGCCAUGAUGGCCCUGGCGCCAUCACUUGGUAUAAGGGUCUCCAGCCUUUAAUGGCGCAUGCUAGGACAAAAGGCUCUCAAAGAGUCAAGCUCCAUCGAACAUUUGCAGAUAUAUUGGAUGAGGAGCUUCGGAUAAGAGGAACUUCUGUGGUGCCUGCUGGAGAAUCAUAUGCUCAGUGGGUGGGUUUGAAGCAAGAGGUGGAAGAUCAUGACAUUGUCUGGCCUCCUAUGGUUAUGAUCAUGAACACAUUGCUGGACACUGAUGACAAUGAUAUGUGGAUUGGUAUGGGAAAUCAAGAACUUCUAGACUACUGCAAGGGCUAUGCAGCAGUAAAAGCUAAACACUCGUACGGCCCUAAGGGGCAUCGUGGUAUCAGCGUCCUGAUAUUUGAGAGCUCGGCUACAGGCUUUGAUGAAGCAGAGAGACUUCACAGGCACUUCCAACGACAGGGAACUGGGAGAAGUGAAUGGAAUAACAGUAGAAAGGCUCUGUUUUGUGCUGGAGGAAAGCGCCAACUAUAUGGCUUUUUGGCUAGGAAGGAUGAUCUUGACGAAUUUGAUAAGCAUUCUCAAGGAAAAGCAAGACUGAAGUAUGAGAUUAGGUCAUACCAUGAUAUGGUAGUUGUUCCCAAGAAGCAGAUGAGUGAGGAUAUUCAACAACUCACUUGGUUAAAGAAGAAAUCUGCCCUCUAUCAACGGGAAAAUAAGGCAAAAGAGGAAAUGAUAAACAUUCUUAGAGAGAAGUGUUUGAAUUUCUUGAAUGACUAUCAGAUCAUGAGAGAGAGAAUCAACGAACUGCAUGGGGAUAACAAAGAAGAGAUGAUUUUUCAGGAGCAGUUCUUUAAUGAUCAGAUCCAGAAAAUCCAUGAAGCAACAAAUGUGAAGGAGGACCAAUUUGAAAAGCUUCAGGAGGAGCAGAUGAAGAUUGAAAAUUUCGAGAAAGUACCCUCGAUUAUAGAGGAUGGUAGGCACAGGGCUGAGGAAGAAACCAAGUUUAAGGAGAUACCGAACCAAGAAGUUGAGAAGUAUUUGAUUGAGAGAGAGCAACUGAAACAGAUUCACAAUGGGAAGAAUAUUGAAAUGGAUAAGAGGUACAGGGAAGAGAAGCUGGAGCUGAAGAGGGAAUAUGACGCUGCUUUGACCGAGCUAAAGAACAAGUAUGCUUCUCGGCCCACCGAAGAUGAUGUUGGUGCUGGCGCUGGUGCUAUUGCAUAACUUUGGUGUACUUGGGAAUUAUGUAGAUACAGUUACAGAGGAUGGAAGAAAAACAUGUCAAUUUAAGACUUAACAAGGUAGUUGUAAACUCGUAAUAGAUGUCUGAAUUUUGUGUAUAGAAUGAUGAACUGACCUAAAGAUAGAUGACAUAUAGUGACGGUGUAAAUAGCCUAGGAUGGCCAAAGUAAUUUCGAAAUACAUGUUAGGACCAACUAUGCAAGGGGAAACCAUGUGUUCUAAAGGUAAUGUUUCUUCUGGUUCCCUUGAUCACUGUUAAACUUGGAUUAUUCCUAUACUGCUAUGCUCUAUUUUGCAAGUUUCUUUCCUUUUUAUGC
This is a messenger RNA of Chenopodium quinoa (quinoa), 2198 nucleotides long. Its product is annotated as protein SUPPRESSOR OF GENE SILENCING 3 homolog. The transcript has 6 exons. The coding region runs from base 220 to 1863 and encodes 547 amino acids. The record is from RefSeq and is a predicted model, not a curated record. NCBI's taxonomy places the organism in Eukaryota, Viridiplantae, Streptophyta, Magnoliopsida, Caryophyllales, Amaranthaceae. Gene Ontology annotation, biological process: regulatory ncRNA-mediated gene silencing; defense response to virus.